CCUUCCUUGCACUUUGUACAUAAGCCGCAUUAUAGCAAUGCUUCUCUCGAAUUUGUAGCACAUGGUUCUAAAAAGCAUCAGGUUGCCGAAGGAUCUGCCGUGAAAAGCCACCCUGCUUGUGGUUCUUUGAUGCAAAAUCCAGGUGAAAUGAUUGACAAGCAGUUUGUGGAUGAAGAAUUUGACAUGGAUUUGGAGUAUCUUCGCAUGACAUAUUGACAUUCCCUGGUUUAUCCAAUGAGUCUCUUACGGAUGUCUACUUGGCUAAUGAUGGGGACUUUGAAGCCACUGUUGACAUGCUGAACCAACUUGAGCCAUGGGAGGAUGAAUGUUUGAGCUCCUCUCCUUCAAACACAGCUCCGAUUGUACAAAAUAGCGAAAUGCAUGCUGUAGAAUCGUCUGAAUCACUUCCCGACACUUUGGAUAUUGGUGAUGUCUCUGAAUCUGUGUCUUCAGCAACCUGCAAUCCUCUUAAACUGAAGAACAUGGCUGGCAAAACAAGUGCUUCUUCAUCAGGUGCUACGAAAUCAGCUGCUGUGUCAUGAUCGACUUUCUCGAAGGAUUUUUUAGUGGGUGUUCUUUUUUCUUAAUGUGUCUGUGGAAUAGAAGUAUACACAAGUAGGGGCUUUCUUGAAGGCUGAGAAAUAUGGUAUGUGAAAUGCUUAUGUUGUAUAGUUGUAUGCUGAUGCUUGCCUAAACUAAUACUGCUGUUGUGAGCUUUUAUUGUUUGGUUAAAAAGCUCCUUUUGCAGUUAACAUUGCAAAAUAUAGUUUUCAUCAGAAUUGAAAAUGGUUCUACAA
Molecule: messenger RNA, 797 nt
Organism: Hibiscus syriacus
Lineage: Eukaryota; Viridiplantae; Streptophyta; Magnoliopsida; Malvales; Malvaceae
Product: polyadenylate-binding protein-interacting protein 6-like
Exons: 3
Coding region: 294-542 (82 amino acids)
Source: RefSeq, a predicted model, not a curated record